CCAACCUCCCUCCAGCUCUCUCUCAAAAACCACUCCUUAAACCUCAUUUCUCUCUCUCUCUCUCUCUCUCUCUCUCUCUCUUUUCUUUGUUCUAAAUUCUAAUCAACCAUGGCCAACUUCUUUAACACCCACUUCUCAGUCUUUCUAUGUACCUUUAUGAUCUUUUUCUCUCUACCUAUCUCUCUCUCUUACACCUCCUCCAUCCAUGACCUUCUUCGCUCCAAAGGCUUACCACCUGGUCUACUUCCUAAGGAGGUUAAGUCCUACACACUCUUAGACAAUGGUACACUAGAAGUGUUUCUAGAUGGGCCAUGUCUCACCAAGUUUGAGAAUAGGGUCUACUUUGACAGUGUUGUGAGGGCAAAUCUUAGCUAUGGAAGUCUCAUAGGUGUUGUUGGUUUGUCCCAAGAAGAGCUUUUUCUAUGGCUACCUGUGAAAGAUAUCAUUGUUGAUGAUCCAAAUUCAGGGCUUAUACUGUUUGACAUAGGGGUUGCUCACAAGCAACUCUCUUUGUCACUUUUUGAAGAUCCACCUAGUUGUAAACCACAAGGUGGUUUGGAGAAUCAUGUGAGGAGGGAGAAAGGUUUUGAGGCUUUGAGAUAGAGAGAUUUCAACUGUCUCAAAGUCUGUCGUUUUCAAUUUUAUGUAAUAAUUAAUAGUCUUCUAAUUAUAGUUAUAUGUGUAGGUGGGUUUAGAUUAGAGGCUGAGCAGUAGUUUGUAAAGAUGUGAAGUCCUGGAAUCAAGGGUCCCAAUCAAAUUAGAAGCGAGUUCUAAA
This is a messenger RNA of Quercus robur (English oak), 775 nucleotides long. RefSeq lists its product as uncharacterized. The record is from RefSeq and is a predicted model, not a curated record. Bases 109 to 603 code for a protein of 164 amino acids. Lineage: Eukaryota; Viridiplantae; Streptophyta; Magnoliopsida; Fagales; Fagaceae. The transcript is spliced from 2 exons.